AUGUCGGUCUGCUACCGUCCACCUGGGAAUGAGACUCUGCUGAGCUGGAAGGCCUCGCGGGCCACCGGUACUGCCUUCCUACUGCUGGCGGCACUGCUGGGACUGCCGGGCAACUGCUUCGUAGUGUGGAGCUUGGCGGGCUGGCGGCCCACGGCGGGGCGGCCUUUGGGGGCCACACUUGUGCUGCACCUGGCGCUGGCAGACGGCGCGGUGCUUCUGCUCACCCCGCUCUUUGUGGCCUUCCUGAGCGGGCAGGCCUGGCCCCUGGGCCAGGUGGGCUGCAAGGCUGUGUACUACGUGUGCGCGCUCAGCAUGUACGCCAGCGUGCUGCUCACCGGGCUGCUCAGCCUGCAGCGCUGCCUAGCUGUCACUCGGCCCUUUCUGGCUCCCAGACUGCGCAGCCCGGCCCUGGCUCGCCGCCUGCUCCUGGGGGUCUGGCUGGCCGCCCUGGUGCUCGCCGUCCCAGCUGCCGUCUACCGCCACCUCUGGGGCGAUCGCGUGUGUCAACUGUGCCAUCCAUCGGCGUUGCACGCCGCUGCUCAUCUGAGCCUGGAGACCCUAACUGCCUUCGUCCUGCCUUUUGGGACAGUGCUCAGCUGCUACGGCGUGACGCUGGCUCGGUUGCGGGGCGCGGUGGCCGCGCUCGCUCCGCCUGAAGGGCCCCUGGCAAGGCUUGGCGGGGCAGGCCAGGCGGCGCGCGCCGGAACUACAGCCUUGGCUUUCUUCAGUUCCAGCGUCAACCCUGUCCUCUAUGUCUUCACUGCGGGGGAUCUGCUGCCCCGGGCGGGACCCCGGUUCCUUACCCGGCUCUUCGAGGGCUCUGGGGAGACCCGAGGGGGCAGCCGCUCUAGGGAGGGUACCAUGGAGCUCCGAACUACACCGAGGCUGAAAGUAGUGGGGCAGGGCAGGGGCAAUGGAGACCCUGGAGGCGGAGAGAGGAUGGAGAAGAACAGCCAGGAAUGGUAG
Messenger RNA from Cricetulus griseus (Chinese hamster), 966 nucleotides. The record is from RefSeq and is a predicted model, not a curated record. Lineage: Eukaryota; Metazoa; Chordata; Mammalia; Rodentia; Cricetidae.